GAGUCCAUGCCUUAAAGCUUCACUUAUCUAUACAAUACACCCCCAUUAUCUACGCACCCUGCUUACGCAAGCACAGACACGGGUCUUUUGUUCUGUUAGAUAUUCGUUGUAGAAAUCUUUACAAAGUUUUAGGUUGUCACUGAAGUAGCAAUCAAAAGCCUGUACAUAAGUGCUGGUGCCGCUGUACAACAUUCACCGUUCACCUGAUAUGUUCACAGAGUAACAGCAACCAUGAAGCUGUUGAAGAUAUGGUUCAACACAUUCGCAGUCCUCCAGUUCAUUCUGCAUCAAAGAGUUCAAGGACCUGUCGUAGGCAUCUUUGAUGAACAAUGGAGUCAGUGGUCAGGUUCAUGCUCACCUACAUGUGGAUCCGGAAGAACCAUUUCAUACUCCAGGGUGCGUAGUGUCUGCACACUUGGCUUUGUAUGUAGUCUCAAAUCUGAAAGAAAAGAAGAACAUUGUCUGCCUGUUUUAUGCCCAGUUGAUGGUGUUGUUUCCACUUGGAGUGUUUGGAAUGACCCCAUUUGUUCUGUGACCUGUGGCGCAUCAGCAACGAAGAUUAGAAGUAGGACGAGAACAUGUACACCUCCCCGAUAUGGUGGCAACAGCUGUCCUUCACCCUUAACUGAAGCGCAAAGCUGUGGCUUAAAUGGCUGUCCAGUUGAUGGAGUUUUGUCAAUAUGGACCGCUUGGACCAAUCCUCCAUGCUCUGUGUCAUGUGGAGCAUCGGCAACAAAGAUGAGAGUCAAGACGAGGACAUGCACGCCUCCCCAGUAUGGUGGGAAGGAAUGUACAGGGAAUUUAAAUGAAGCUUUUCAAGUUUACUGUGGCCUAAAUGACUGUCCAGUUGAUGGAGGCUAUGCUGCCUGGAGUGAGUGGUCCCCGUUUCCCUGCUCUGCAACAUGCGGAAUUAAUGCCACAACAGUCCGGACACGGUCAAGGUCCUGCACCAACCCAGUGCAAAAAAUCAUGGAGGAGCACCCUGUUCAGGUCCCUCUUUUGAAAGAAGCUCUUUCACUUGUGGUCUUAACUCAUGUCCAGUUGAUGGAGUUGUCUCUACUUGGAGUUCUUGGAGCAAUCCUCCAUGUUCAGUGACGUGUGGAGCAUCAGCAACAAAGACCAGAAGUAGGACGAGAACAUGUACACCUCCCACGAAUGGCGGACGGGACUGUUCCGGAAAUUUGACUGAAACGCUCAGGCAGAACUGUUUCUUGUGUGAAU
Haliotis rufescens (red abalone) is the source of this 1221-nucleotide messenger RNA. RefSeq names its product adhesion G protein-coupled receptor B1-like. NCBI's taxonomy places the organism in Eukaryota, Metazoa, Mollusca, Gastropoda, Lepetellida, Haliotidae. The transcript is spliced from 8 exons. The record is from RefSeq and is a predicted model, not a curated record. Bases 232 to 1095 code for a protein of 287 amino acids.